AUGUUCAAGUCCACUGCUGUCGUUCUACUUGCCGCUUCGGCCUCUGCCAUGACUCCUGAUUCUAGUAUUCCAGCUGAUUCUGCUGUUGGAAUGAGGCUUCUGAACAAGGCUCGUGCUUUGGAUCAAAAUAGAGAUGAUUCUUCCUGGAUGGCUGGAUACUCCAUCAAGUACAUGGGUUGCUCUUCCUUGAUCCAAGUCCGCGAAGACGCCGGAGAAGAUGAAUCCAACUUGUACACUAUGAACAUGGUCAAGUUCGGAUUGUGCUCUAGCAGCGAAUCUUGCGGAUCCUGCGGAAAGGGAAAGGCUCAAUACGUUGUCAACAUGAACGAAUUCAUUGAUGCCUACACUGAAAUGCAAAUGAAUGCCAAGGAACAAGCCUGUGAAAACAUUCGCGAAAAUUGCUACUGUGACGAUGCCAAUGAUGACGACGUCUGUGAAGCUGCAUGCUACACCAGCGCUGGAAUGGACUCUUGUAUUGAAUACGAGGGAGGAGAUGAGUUUGAGAUUCAAGAGUAUUUGGAAUGUGCCGAAUUGGAAGGUGGAAACAACAACAAUAACAACAACAACAAUGGAAACUACAACUACAAUAACAACAACAACAACAACAAUAAUGUUGACAUGUACCAACAGUACUACGUUGGACCCGUCUGCUCGGAUGGAUUUGAAAUCAACCUUGCCACGUUCUAUGACAACGGAUGCACACAAAAGACGAAGUCUGGUGUCUGGGAAGCCUUCAACUACGGAAGCUCUCUUCCUUUCUCCAAGGAAUCCAUGGUUUCCAACGACUGCAUCUCUUGUGUUGACAACCAAAACAACAAUAACAACAACAAUAACAACAACAACAACAACAAUAACAACAACAAUGGAGAUGUUGAGAUCAUCGAACUUUGCGAACAAUCCGUUGAGGAAGCUGCCAAGUGCGAGAGUGGUUUGACAAAUGUUUUGUACUAUGCCGACGAAUCUGGCUGCGACUACAUUCAAAACAUUCUUCCCAAGUUGUCCAAGGCCACUUCUCAAAUCACCGGAAACAAGGUUUCGCGAUCAGCUGGCGGAGGUUCUGCUGCCGUCACCUUUGCGGUUCUCUUUGCCUUGACGACCGCGGUCAUGGGAGCUUACUCCUUUUUCUUGUACCGCAAGAUCCAUCGUGCCAAGGUCAACCUUGCCUCUGCCGAAGGUACUUUGGCUUAA
This is a messenger RNA of Cylindrotheca closterium, 1188 nucleotides long. NCBI's taxonomy places the organism in Eukaryota, Bacillariophyta, Bacillariophyceae, Bacillariales, Bacillariaceae. The record is from the annotation of a GenBank genome assembly.